Lactuca virosa is the source of this 1023-nucleotide messenger RNA. Lineage: Eukaryota; Viridiplantae; Streptophyta; Magnoliopsida; Asterales; Asteraceae. The record is from the annotation of a GenBank genome assembly.
AUGAUGGAGGCCAAGAUGGAAGCCAAGAUAGAAGAGAUGAAUGCUCAGAUGGAAGAGAUGAAAACAUAUAUGCAACAGCUUCUCUCAAAGAAUGAAGGCAUACACAUUACCAGUCCGACUCCUACUGCUUGCGAGUUAGUGAUACCAUACGACGCAAUGAACCAAAAAUGUGUAAAAGGGAUGGUCUUUCCAUAUGGGAAUGGACAAAUACAUCCAGUUCCUUUAAAUGCAAAUCAUUUGAGGGUAUCCAUAGACAAGAUCUGUGACCAAUAUGAUUGUAUCCCUCUUCCUGUCUCGACUGAAGAAGCGUGUAAGCUGUGUGAGGCGCUUCAUGGUAUAGUUCAGUGGCCAAGGAAUGCAAUUAAGAUCAUUCAGCAACCUCGCAUAACCAAGAGUGUGCCAGUAAUCUCGAAGGGUGUUAUGAAGAAGACCAAGCCAUCAAAGGAAAGUUUGAUACCACAUAAUUAUAAUAAGCAAGUCGAACUAGAAAAAAUGCCCCUGGUCAUGAAAAGAAUGUAUAGACGUUUGAUGAAUCGUGAAGCUCCUGAUGAUGCGAUUUAUGUUGAAGCCGAACCCGGGAUCCUUGGAGCUCGGAAAAUUGAAACGUACAUUUACCCCGAGGAGAUUUUACGUCUGUUGAAUAAACAAUGGCUUGAUAUUAGUGUCAUAACUUGGUUUCAAAUCAUGUUACAUUCAAUGCUUGAAACACGUGGUGGGAAUAAGGUUAACAAAUGUGCUUUCAUUUCCCCCCGAGCGAGAUUCAAGCAACAAUAUGCGAGUCAAAUGGUGAGGGUGUUAUUGCAUUGGAUGCUGCUAGUAAUCUGCCCUAACCAAGGCACAUGGUAUGUAUUGGAUUCCCAAAAAAAUCCAGAUGAGAAGCCCGUGGAGAACUACAUAGUCGUGAAAUAUGUCGAAGAGGCUGUUGGAAGGCUUAAGGAAGAUAUCGACACAACACACCCAAUGAAUUGGACACUUGUCGAGGUAAAAGUACUUCAUGGGUACCCUGAACCUGCUUCUUGUUAA